Messenger RNA from Rhodamnia argentea, 768 nucleotides. Its product is annotated as frataxin, mitochondrial. Gene Ontology annotation, cellular component: mitochondrion. Gene Ontology annotation, biological process: iron incorporation into metallo-sulfur cluster; intracellular iron ion homeostasis. Lineage: Eukaryota; Viridiplantae; Streptophyta; Magnoliopsida; Myrtales; Myrtaceae. The record is from RefSeq and is a predicted model, not a curated record. Bases 87 to 656 code for a protein of 189 amino acids. Gene Ontology annotation, molecular function: ferric iron binding; ferroxidase activity; iron chaperone activity. The transcript is spliced from 6 exons.
CGACACGCAAAAAUUCCUCCCGGAGGAGUGUCCGUGCUCGACCAGAAUGCAGAAGGUCGCGCACCGUUCCCAGUUGCUGUGAAAAAAUGGCUGCCAAAUCGCUUCUUCUCAGGCGGCUCUCGAGAGUCCUCCAAUGCCGUCCGCGUUCUUCUUCGGUCGGUGCCUGCGCUCGCGAGCUUCUUGUAGCAUCCAGAGCACCGCGAGAGUCCGUCGGUCGCGUCGGCCUUCUCUUUCGACAUGUUUCUCGGAGUUUCUCGUCCGGCCCGUCGGAUGUCGGCGAUCUCCCUGGCCCCGCCGCCAUUGAUUAUCGUUCUCUACUGCAGGAGGAUGAGUUCCACAGGCUAGCGGAUUCCACCAUCCAUGACCUGCAAGAGAAGUUUGAGGAUUAUGGAGAUGACGUCGAGAUUGACGGGUUUGAUAUAGACUAUGGGAAUGAUGUUUUAACCCUCAAACUUGGGGAACUAGGCACGUAUGUAUUGAAUAAACAGACGCCAAACCGGCAAAUUUGGCUCUCCUCUCCAGUGAGUGGUCCGUCCAGAUUUGAUUGGGAUCAGGAGUGUCAGUCAUGGGUUUACAGAAGAAACAAGGCUAAUCUUUUGAAAGUCCUAGAGAGAGAGUUGGAGAAUCUCUGCAGUCGACCGAUUAGUCUCUCCUAACAAAUGUUAGUUUCCAUUGGUAAGUUCCCCCUAAAAGGUGUUCUGUGAGGAUUGCUGCCUAAUGUAAGACCCUGGCUAAACUUUUAUAAAUGUACCGUUUAUGGCUGUGAAA